AUGGCGGCUGUUCGGAGAGGUAAUGGCCACAAGAGCUAUUUUGCCAGUUCAGAUGACACGAAAAUCUGCGUGGUCAUGGUUGGCCUGCCAGCCCGAGGCAAAAGUCUCAUAGCUGGCAAAGCUAUGCGAUAUCUCGCGUGGGUCGGUAUCCCUGCUCGCGUCUUCAACGUAGGCAGCUACCGUCGAAACAACACGCCGCAGCCAACCGCCACUUUCUUCGAUCCUCACAACAGCGAGGGCGAGAAAAUGCGGCGAGCUGCCGCGGAGGCUGCCAUGUCCGAUAUGCUUCGGUGGUUUGCGUCGGGAAAAGGCGUCGUGGCUAUUCUUGAUGCCACCAAUUCCACGAGGGAGCGACGUCGCUGGAUCUACGAGAGCUGCGAUGCGGCCAAUGUGGAGACGUUAUUCGUCGAGUCGAUAUGCGACGAGGAAGACCUAAUAAUGAACAACAUUCUCGAGGUCAAAACCACGUCGCCGGAUUACAAGGGGCAGGACCCUGAGGUUGCUGCGCUCGAUUUCCGCAAUCGAAUCCGCAAUUACGAAAAGGCCUAUGAGACCAUCGAUGAUAACGAGAAGCACUUUACAUAUGUGAAGCUCAUCAAUGUCGGCUCCACGGUAAUCAUCAAUCAGAUCAAGGACUAUCUAUCCAGUCGCCUAGUCUACUACAUCCAAAAUCUCCACAUCAAACCCCGCUCGAUUUGGCUGUCUCGUCAUGGAGAGUCCGAGUACAACCUAGUAGGCAAGAUUGGCGGGGAUUCCAGCAUCUCCGAGCGCGGAGAGGCUUAUGCUCGAGCGCUUCCGGGUCUUAUGAAGAAGUCGGGUAUUCCCCCUAACACGAAGAUCGUCAUCUGGACGUCCACGCUUCGGCGCACAAUCCAAACGGCCCGCCAUCUUGCCUCAGAAACGGGCUUCGAGAAGCUGGAGUGGAAAGCGCUCGACGAGCUUGACUCUGGUGUCUGCGACGGACUCACAUACGAGGAUAUCGCGCAGAAAUACCCCGAGGAUUUCGCUGCGCGCGACGAGGACAAGUACAACUAUCGCUACCGCGGUGGCGAGUCUUACCGCGACGUUGUCAUCCGACUGGAACCGAUUAUCAUGGAGCUGGAGCGCAGUGAGAACGUGAUGAUUGUCACCCACCAGGCGGUCCUGCGUUGUAUCUACGCCUAUUUCCUGAACACGCCGCAGGAGCAGAGCCCGUGGAUGGAGGUGCCCCUUCACACGCUGAUCAAGCUCACCCCUCGUGCCUACGGUACCGACGAGCAGCGGUUCAAGGCCGAUAUUCCCGCCGUGUCGACCUGGCGGGCCAAGGGGACUUCCGCGAAGCACCAAGAUUACCCUACCACCGAACCGAAGAAUGAAGUCGUCGCCGGAACCUCCACAGCAUGA
Molecule: messenger RNA, 1383 nt
Organism: Aspergillus affinis
Lineage: Eukaryota; Fungi; Ascomycota; Eurotiomycetes; Eurotiales; Aspergillaceae
Product: bifunctional nucleoside/nucleotide kinase/histidine phosphatase family protein
Exons: 4
Coding region: 1-1383 (460 amino acids)
Biological process (GO): fructose metabolic process; fructose 2,6-bisphosphate metabolic process
Cellular component (GO): cytosol
Molecular function (GO): fructose-2,6-bisphosphate 2-phosphatase activity; ATP binding; 6-phosphofructo-2-kinase activity
Source: RefSeq, a predicted model, not a curated record